Messenger RNA from Acanthochromis polyacanthus (spiny chromis), 2618 nucleotides. Its product is annotated as hydroperoxide isomerase ALOXE3-like. The transcript has 15 exons. Gene Ontology annotation, molecular function: iron ion binding; protein binding; oxidoreductase activity, acting on single donors with incorporation of molecular oxygen, incorporation of two atoms of oxygen. Bases 131 to 2143 code for a protein of 670 amino acids. NCBI's taxonomy places the organism in Eukaryota, Metazoa, Chordata, Actinopteri, Pomacentridae. The record is from RefSeq and is a predicted model, not a curated record. Gene Ontology annotation, biological process: lipid oxidation; linoleic acid metabolic process.
CAGAGCUGCUGUCUGGACACUCCUACCAAGCUGUGUGUAUAAGAAGAGAAAUCAGUGGUGAUAAGGUUGAACAACUGGGCACUUCUUCAAAGGAACAUCCUCUUACUGGCAGAGACUUUGAAGCUGGAAAAUGGUGGAUUAUUCAGUGACCGUACACACCGGCUAUCUUGCCGGAGGCAGCACUAUCAACAAGAUCAACAUUAAACUGGUGGGCACAGAUGGAGAGAGUGACCACGAAUGGCUCAAGCCCUGGAAAGGAGCUUUAACCUUCUUGAGGGGACAAAGCUCGCACUUUAACGUGUCCUGCCCCACCUCCCUUGGAAAGCUGCUGCUGAUCGAACUAGACAAGCAGAAUCUCCUGAAGGUGACAGAGGACGCUUGGUUCGCUUCCAAAGUGGAAGUGAAAUCCCCAGAAGGAGACACCUACAACUUUCCCAUCUACCGCUGGAUCAGUGACAACGAAGUGCACCAAUUCAGGGAGGGAACAGCUCUGAGAGUCUUUGACGACACCCAUCAUCUUGGCAGGUUCAGUCGACAGCAGGAGCUGAAGCAGCGAGAGGAAGACUAUCGCUGGCAUGUAUAUGCGGAGGGAAUACCCCACUGCAUUAAGACCGAAGACCCUUUAUCAUUGCCUCGUGAGGUCCGCUUCUCUUUCACCAAGAAAACAGAGUUUGACUUCACAGCAUCCGCAGGAAUGGCAGCGCUGGGGCUGAAAGGAUUGACAGAUUCUGUGGAGCCGUGGACUCGUAUUGAUGACAUCGGUCAGGUGUUUCUCCUCAGACGGACUCCAAUAUCAGAGUAUACUCAAGAACACUGGAAGGAGGAUGCUUUCUUCGGCUAUCAGUAUCUAAAUGGUGUCAACCCCAUUAUGAUCCAACGCUGUAAAGUCCUGCCCGGUAACUUUCCUGUUACUGAAGACAAGAUCUUCCUCCACGGUCACUGUAAACUGACUGAUGAAAUGCAGAAAGGCAACAUAUAUCUGUGUGACUACAAGCAUUUGGAUGGACUGGAAGCAAACCCCGUCAAUGGGAAGAAGCAGUACUUGAUGGCUCCCCUCGUUCUGCUCCAGAAAACUCCUGAUGAUAAGCUGAUGCCAAUUGCCAUUCAGCUGAAGCAGAAUCCAGCAGAUGACAACCCGAUCUUUUAUCCUACUGACUCUGAGUACGACUGGCUGAUGGCAAAGAUUUUUGUGAGAAGUGCGGAUUUCAGUGAGCAUCAGCUCAACGUUCACCUGCUGCGCACUCACUUGCUGGCUGAAGUCUUUGCAGUGUCGCUGCUGCGCAAUGUGCCCAUGAUCCAUCCUCUGUACAAGCUUCUCAUCCCUCACACUCGCUACACUCUGCAGAUCAACUACUUAGCUCGGCUUCGUCUAAUAUCUGAGAGUGGAUUUUUCACUCAGUUUGCAGCUUCUGGUGGAGAGGCUUUGGUGACGAUCCUGAAAAGAUCUCUGUCUGAGAUUACCUACACCUCCCUCUGUAUGCCAGAUGACAUUGCAGAGCGUGGCGUGGAGGAUGUGCCGAACUACUACUACAGAGACGAUGGACUCAAGCUAUGGGACGCCGUCUACAAGUUUGUGGAGGGGAUCCUUGGCCACUACUACAAGAGUGAUGCUGAGGUCCAGCAAGACACUGAACUGCAGAAGUGGACUUCAGACAUUUUUGAACAUGGAUUCCUGUCCCAACCAAACACAGGGAUUCCACAGAGCCUCACCACUGUACCUGAGAUGGUCAAGUUUGUUACCAUGGCAAUCUUCACGGGUUCCGGCCAGCACUCAGCUGUGAACACUGGACAGUAUGACUACGGUGGCUGGAUGCCCAACACACCCGUCUCCCUGCAACUUCCCCCACCCACCACAAAGGGGACGACAAGCGAGGCCACGAUGCUGCAGACGCUCCCUGAUGUUAACACAACAGCUCAGGGAAUGGCAGUCAUGUGGCUACUCAGCAAGCAGUCCAGCGACUUCGUUCCUCUUGGCCAGUACCCCGAGGAACAUUUCAGUGAAGAGGUUCCCUGCAAGAUGAUACAAAACUUUCAAGGAGAGCUUGAAGUGUUGAGUGCAGCCAUCAAAGUCAGAAACAAGGGUCUGGAGGUGCCAUACAAAUACAUGGAUCCAAAAGAGGUAGAAAAUAGUGUGACCAUUUAAGCAGUAGAAGGUGUGACCUCCUGUGAAAAUUCAUACUAAAGAAAAAGGCCACAGAGGAAGAACUGUAUGUUGUCAUUUUAACUGAUACUAAGCCACUGUUUGUGAUCCUUGCAUGCUGAUGUUUGUUUUGUAGGCAGGCUCAUAGAUUUAGCUGUAAUGAAAAAGGAUUGCUUCACUUCAUAAUCCUGAAUCCUCUUCUUAGUUGAUCACUGAAUUUGCUUUCUGAAUCUGCAGCAUUAAGAAGUGUUAUUGUAAGGUUGGUUUUUGUUGUGAAAAACUUUUCAUUUUAUUAGUGCUGGGCAACGAUUACAACUUUUUAUCACAAUUAAUUGCAUUGUUAUGCGUAAAAUUAAAUAAUGAAUUUAGAAGCACUGUAUUCUACACUUUUACUUUAAAAAAUACUGCUAUAUGAACAAAAAUGAAAUCUCAUCUGGUUUGCAAACACUUCAAGCAAAUAAAGUGCUUUUUAACAGCA